CCUCAAGCCUUUCAUGACAGCGAAGGGACACCUGCAUGAAUUCGGCACCAAGCUGCCCCCCUUUGAGUCUGAAAGUGGAGGAUCUUGAUCAGAACGACAGCAGUGAUCCGUGUUCACCAGCAAAGCUGAGUGCACAAUACGGAGUGGUGGUCCAGACCGCUGCGCAAUCGCUGCGACAUGUGUGGCGGACCGCUUCACGCCAUCACGCGCCACGGAGAUACCGGGCAUAUGCAAGGCUCCUGUCCAGCAUGCUUGAGAUUGAGUGCAUUGCGGUCUUCAGUGGCUGCUUUCCAGGUGGUUGGCAUCAAGAAACCGAGAGCUCCGGGCGUGCCUGUGGCUUUUUCCGCGCUGAAGUCAAUGCCGUACUGGAGCUGGACCACGAAACUGAAGCUGACAGUGCCUACAAACAGUUGGGCCUUCCAAGCGUUGAUGUGGAGAAGCUGGCCAGACACCCCUGCUACACAGCAAGUCCACAGGUGCGAUCCAUCGACAUCAUGGAGCAUCUGACCUUGAGGAGCAUGGCUGUGGCCCUUGGUAGCAAUAUGUUCCAGGGUACCGACAGCCAAGUGGUGCCUUUGUGGGUGCCGGCCUUUGGCGCGCAUCCAGCUCACAGUCCUAGCUGUGAUGACUCUGAACUUCUUUGGUGGUACAACGCGCCUGCCCUGCCUCGACUACCGAGUCUUUUGCAGAAAGGCUGGGCUAUAAACCUUGGUGCUGGCGACGGGUCUUGUGGCUACGACCUGGCGCGUGAGGAUGGCCGUGACAAGGACCUUUACAAGGCGGAUGAUCCUGCCAAUUGCCUCCUUCAAGAAGGAUUUGCCGGAAUUAUGUUUGAGGGUGCAGAAACGAAACUUGCCAAAUUGAAAGAGGAGUUUGAGAGAAGACCUGACGUUGUUCUAGUGCUCGGGCAUACAGAUCCUGAUGAGGUUGUUGCGCAUGUUGCAGCCUUUCGUCACAGACUCCCACCGGUAGAAGCAGAGCUGUUGAAGGUGGACUUCGACAACUGCGACUGUUGCUUUGUGGAAGCCUUGCUCCAGAGUGGAAUUCGUCCGCGACACUUGCAUGUGGAGGUGAGUUGCUUCAUUCCUCCACCCUUGGUCUUUCGACCGACUUCCUUUGAUGAAUCCAUAGGAGACUCAAUGUUGGAACUCGGUGUGGAGUAUGGACUCAGAGGACACAUGAUGCACUGUUCUUUGUCGGCGUAUGCCGAACUCUUGGAACCCUUCGGGUACAAGCUGGUUUUAACCUCAAAUGCUGAGACUCGUGAAUAUUUGAACACGGAUCUGCGAGCGCUGUGAGGUUGUGAGUGUAAGGGGUUCCUGGUGGGAAGACGACGUAGGUGUGAUAUGAGAUAUUCAUGGGCUUUCUGGGCAACAUACACACCAUGAUUCAUGGGUGGCAGAAGCAGCUGAUUGCGGCAGAAGCUCAGAUACAUCAUCAUCAGAGGGCUCGUGUUGAGCUUGCAACUCGUAAGGUGCGGCUCUUCUUGCAUGAUGCCCUCUUCGCUCGGCAUGAAAUGAUCUCCGACCAAGAUGCGACCCUUUGGCGAGAGAUCCGAGAUCUGGAAGCAGCCUGGUCGUGGCCUUGGUGAUCUUCGUGUGGUACCUGCAAGUUUCAGCGAGUUGCAAUGGCUUUCCAAGUUCCAACAUCAUCGAGGCAAGACCUCAGAAGCUGUAGGAAAAGCCACAGCGUUUCAGCAGCAGACUGAUCGCCUGAAUGUAUCAUUUGGCUCCACACAUUCCCAGACUGAUCAUGUGGGAUCGAACAGAUCUCGCCCCCAGGUUGUGAAGACGUUUUGAUAUCAAAGAGG
Molecule: messenger RNA, 1810 nt
Organism: Durusdinium trenchii
Lineage: Eukaryota; Dinophyceae; Suessiales; Symbiodiniaceae
Source: the annotation of a GenBank genome assembly